UCGUUUCUCUUUUUUUUCUAAAGCAGAGCUGGAUGUGUAGAUCGUCACAUGUUGUUUCUCCCCCCCUCUCCUCCUCCUUCUUAGUCCGGACACUAUCAGCAGACAUGUGUUAUUUAUUGCUCAGCUUUUGGAGAAGACGAACGCACUGGAAAUAAAAGAAGGAGGAUUAAGGCAACCAAAAAAAAAAAAGAAGAAGAAGAAGGAGAAGGAGGAGGAGAAAUUACGCGCGUCGUUUCUUUGAGCAACACUGGGGGAAAGGAGGCAUUGUGUCUGAUAAGCCGGGAGGAAAAAGGACACGAGAAUGGCGAGUCCGCCAAACACGGGAGAUCAGCCGUUAUCGCCCCGUACUACGAGCAACAACAAUAUCAAGAAAUGUGGAUAUCUAAAGAAGCAGAAACACGGACACAAGCGCUUUUUUGUUUUGAGAGAGCCGAGCGAAGGUUUCCCUGCGCGCCUGGAGUACUACGAGAGCGAGAAGAAAUGGAAAAACAAAUCGGUCGCCAAGAGAGUUAUUCCUCUGGACUGCUGUCUCAAUAUCAACAAGAGAGCGGACGCGAAACACAAAUAUCUUAUUGCUCUUUAUACCAAGGACGAGUAUUUCGCCGUGGCGGCGGAAAACGAGCAGGAGCAGGAGAGCUGGUACCGGGUGCUGACGGAUUUAAUGGCAGAGGGGAAAGUAUACGACGGAUCGGCGUCCAACUCUGCGUCCUCGCUGGUUGGCUUCGACGAGGCGAGCUAUGGUGUAAUAACGCCGGUUUCCGCCGCCUACAAGGAGGUAUGGCAAGUCAAUCUGAAAUCCAAAGGCCUGGGGCAAAGCAGGAAUUUGACCGGAGUGUACAGGCUGUGUCUCUCCAGCCGGACUAUCAGCUUUGUCAAGCUGAACUCGGAGGUUGCCUCCGUCAUUUUACAGCUGAUGAAUAUCCGGAGGUGCGGCCACUCUGACAGCUUUUUCUUCAUUGAGGUUGGUCGAUCUGCAGCCACGGGUCCCGGAGAGUUAUGGAUGCAGGCUGAUGACUCUGUGGUGGCGCAAAAUAUCCAUGAAACUAUCUUGGAGGCGAUGAAAGCCAUGAAGGAGCUGUCGGAAUUCCGUCCGCGCAGCAAAAGCCAGUCAUCUGGCACAAACCCCAUCUCUGUGCCUACAAGGCGGCACCUGAACAAUCUUCCCCCCAGUCAGACCGGGCUUCCCCGGCGGUCGCGCACUGACAGCAUGGUUGCCACCUCUCCUGUGAGCAAAUUUUCCUCCUGCCGAAUACGCACGGCCAGCGAGGGAGAUGGCACCAUGGCACGCCCCAUGUCAGUGACUGGCAGCCCCCUAAGCCCAGGGGUCCACAGGACCCUGCUGAGCAGAUCUCACACCAUUACAGCACGCCCAUGUCGGACAUUUGAAUCUUCUUCCCUCCAGCACAGUAAGUCCAUGUCUAUGCCACUGUCUCGUUCCCCACCCAUGGCCACCACCAGCCCUGGAAAUCUGUCAUCCUGCCCAGACAGCAGUGCCCCUCGCCCUUCCAGCUGCAGUGCCUCCUUCUCAGGCUCCCCGAGUGAUGCUGGUUUUAUAUCAUGCGAGGAGUUUGGCUCUAGCCCUGCGGACGCACGGGACCUGAGGUUACCACUCACCCUCCGUAGCAACACUCCUGAGUCCCUCAAAGCCGACACUCCCCCCUCCCGGGACGGUAGUGAGCUUGAUGGCUACAUGUUGAUGGAGAGGCAGAAGCAGAACGGUUACCGUCGUUUGCCAGAGCUGGACAAGGCUUACCGAAAGCGUACAUACUCCCUCACUACUCCCCGCCAGCACAGAGGUCCCCCCCAGGUAUCUUCAGCCUCCCUGGAUGAGUAUACUCUUAUGAGGGCUACUUACACGAGUGGAAGUCAGUCUUUUCGCAGGUGUCACACUGCCUCGCCUAAAGGGAUCUAUCCUGAGGAUUACAGGGACGUUCAGAUUGGCACCAACGUUCUCCAAGGUGACAGUGGCUAUAUGCCCAUGAUGCCAGGUGUGGCACAUCAAACAUCAGGUUCCAAGGAUGACCCCUACAUGCCCAUGAGCCCCAUGUGUGUUUCAGCACCAAAGCAGAUCAUCAACCCCCGUUCACACUCCUCUUCAGUGGGGCUGGCCCCACGCACAGACUCCCCUGGCAGUGUUUCUCUGGAGGACAGCGGCUAUAUGCGGAUGUGGUGCGGAACUAAGAUGUCAGUGGAGAGUACUGAUGGAAAACUUACCAAUGGAGAGUACCUGAACAUGUCUCCUGUUGACCCCCUGGCGUCUCUCACACCCCCAGAGUACAUCCUCAGUCCCGUAGGAGAUCCCCACCCUCUGCAACAUCACAGACAGCCUUAUUCUUACAGCUCCCUACCACGCUCACUUAAAGGCCAGCUGCAGCGCAACGGGUCCACAGACACAGAUCAGUAUGUGGUGAUGAGUUUACAGAAACAGAGCAUAGAAGAGGAGUCCAACUAUUGUCCUCUAUCUCCUGGAGACUCUGUGGCCAGCAGCUCUCCGGGGACACCAGUCACCCCUUCCUCUGCCCCGUCUCCUCUCAGAGUGGCUCGGAUAGACGGAGGCCUGGUACACAGGAAUAGGGCGUGUCGGCCCACCCGUCUGGCUCUGGAGUCCCUCAGAACACUACCAUGUAUGAGCGAACACCCCCUUCCCUCAGAGCCACGCAGUCCGGGAGAGUACAUCAACAUAGACUUUAGUAGUGCUACCCACAACGUGCAAGCAUCCACGGUGUCAGAGAGCUCCGAGUCCUCUGCGAAUGUAACGUGCGCAGAGAAGGGAUCCCUGCCACUCUCAGACUAUGCUAAUGUUGAUGUCAGCUCAUCGGGUCACCUUGACUCGCUCCAAGUUGGGGGUUCCCCCCCUGCAGGCUGCCUAAACCACACACCUGAAGUCUUGACUUGCCCCAGUCUUGUGAACACUCAGUCCAACACGCAGAGAGGCGAGGAGGAAGAGGUGGAUAAAAGCAUAGAGGGACGGGCGGAGGAAAGGGGGAUGGUAGAGGAAUAUCCUCUCCAACAGCAGGUGAGCCUGGUGUGUCCGCCUGCUCUAGUCAAGGAUGACUACACUGAGAUGACUUUCAGCCCUCCUGCCCCUCUACCAUCUCUCUGCACCACCGAUGCUGCCCCCCUCCCCACGAGCCCCACCGCCUGUGUCCAGAGACUCAGCCUUGAGAGCAGCAUUGUGGACGCUGUGCCCCCUGUGCCAUUGGACUCUUUUCUCCUGGGGGCUCCUUCGUUAUCUGUCACCCUCCUGGAUCCACACAGGGGGGCUAAAGUGAUCCGGGCCGACCCUCAGGGGCGCCGGCGGCACAGUUCUGAGACCUUCUCGUCCACCACUACUGUCACACCCGUGUGCCCAUCCUUCGCCCAUGACACCAAACGGCACAGCUCUGCCUCUGUGGAGAAUGUAUCCCACACCGUCUGCAGCUCGGAGGGACCGGACGAGGACUAUGGCAGCAACAGCCCCAUGUGCCGGGAGAUGUCAGCUGGUUAUCAAAACGGACUUAACUACAUUGCCUUAAACUUGAUGGAGGGAAACCUUGGAGGAUGUAGGCUCGGGGACUGUGAUGGACUCCUGAGGUUCAAGACAGCCUGUGGCUGCAAGGGGGGCAUGAAUGGUUUCAACACUAGCCCCUACGUCAGCCUGGGAUUCAAGGAGACUGCUGCUGCUGUGAAAGAAUGAAGGCUGACGGGUCCUUUCAUACGCCCCCUCCGCCCGCUCCGCCUCGCUCUCCUCUCCCUCCUUUUUUCCUGUGAACGUAGGAUUUCGCUGCAGCCAAGUGACGAGGUCGCCACGGCGACAGCUGGACCAUGCGCUGCAGUCGAUGUCCUUUGACCUCUUUGCCGCCUUUCGAUGGUCACGGGGACGGCCAUCACCAUGGCAACACGGACACUUGACCCUUGCUCCAAAUCUUCCCUCCACUUGUCUCGGCACCAAAACAUUCAGGCGCCAUCACUGCUGCUGUACUAGAUUACUUAAAAAAUAAAUAAAAAUAACAAGAACUUAAACAGACUAUUAACUCUAACUAUAGAUAAGUAACUAUUUAUCUCCUGCCUGUAAAAUUAUCCUGCAGUAUAUUGUUAUGUUUAAUUAUUAUUAUUGUUGUUAUUGCCAUUCAUACACUUUCAGAUGGUUUUCUUUUGGCUUCAGCCAAUAGUUGCCAGAUACUCUCACCUGAAAACCUGUGAACCAAACCUGGAGAGAAUAGUGCGCGCACACACAUACACACACACACACACAUGCAAAAACCCUUUCAUGCAUACAGAUUACAUAUAUUUAUUUAUUUAUCAUGUAUGUAUGCAUUUAAUGAAGUGUGUGUGUGCGUGUGCGUGAAUUUGUAUACAGAUUGUACUGCAAAAAAGAGGUGGCAUUUAUCAACAUAUUUAAAAAAAGAAAGUUAACAUUUGCUUAAAAAAAGAGAAAACUACCUCAGAAAAAAAACAGAAAACCAGGUUGGUACCAAUUCACAAAGCAGAAAUAUAUAUAAAAUAUUUAUUUUCAGAGGUGAAUGUCUUUUAAAAUCACCAAUCCAAAGCCUUACUCUAACCAUCAGCCCCCACCUGAUGGACCUUUUUUUUUUUAGUUUGGACCUAUAAACACGCAGUAUAUCAAAGAUUUAACCAGUUAUCUUAUACACCGAAUGUUCAGAGACAGCCUCUCUAAGAUUAAGUUCCUUCUCUCCCCACGUUACAUUUAUGACAAGAUUAUGUAUUAAAAAAAAAUCCAGAGUAAUAUAUUUAUUAAUAUACCUGAGAUUCAUACACACUAAAAUAAUACCCAGAGGACUUUAGGGGAAUACUUGACAUUGCAUCGCAUCACACAUGCAUGCAGGAGUCAUUCACCCAAACACUGCAGCAUGAACCAACUGGACCUGACCACCAGAUCUGUGGCCUGUCUGAGCCCCUCCAAGUCUCAGCACCUUUAUUCACUUUACCGACCCGGCCCGGUGUUCACCUGUGAUAUCCUGCACGCCCAGGAACUUAUGACCUGUCACGACAAGGGACGGGAACAUGAAUGUUUUGAAGUUAUUUAUACAGAGUAACUGGACAGCUCAGAAUCUUACAUUUUCUCACCCGAUUGCCUCAUUGCGGAGCUCUGUCACGCCACGCGGUCAGGCAAGGCAAUGUGGUCAACGUAUGACGCAGUCUUGACCGGCUGUCCAACAAGCCACUCGAUCGCUCAAAAAGUGCCCCUCGCUGCCACUUUUGAGUUUGGACUUUGGACACGCCGGAGCCAAUGCAUGGUCUUGCACUUACAAACUUUUCUAGAUUGUAACACAAGACACGUUGAAUGUAGUACACGCUGUGUUCCGAGCUUGGGGACGCACAACCCAACAACAAACACCACAACAAGUGAAACAACAACGACAACAAUGAAACAUGCAGAGGUACUGAAUGAAAACUAUGACACAUACAAAACCAGGGGAAGUAUCUCUUUAUUUAUCUGAAUUCACUGGUACUUAACCUUUGCCUAUAUACUGUAAAUAAUGCGUCGUUACAGAGAAUUACAUUUAAGCAAAUGCUGAGAAACUUUGAGAGAUGUUAAGUUAAAUAACUUAUGUUGUUUGUACUGUACAUAGUAUGUGUUGGAGUGAACUUUCUGAUACAACAAAAGCACUAAUUAAGUUAUAUGCUAACCAGUAUGGUUUGGCUUUGAUUUUUUUUUUUUUUUUUUUUUGAACUGUCAUGGAAUAGUCUUUUGAAAUGGAUGCCACUAUGAGGACAUUUUCUAAUGCUGUAAUUCUGAAAAAAAAAGAGAAAUCAUUAAUACUUGACAUGAUUAAUUCUUGUUACUUAGGUACAAACACAAAUGGCAUAUAUGCAAUAUUUACACUUUUGAAAAUUAGUUUACAAAGACGUACCAAAUGUAUAAAUACUGUUAAUAAUGUUUGUUAAACCUUCAACAACGACAAAAAAAAAAUCUGAUUUUUUGCUGUUUGUAUGUUUUUUUUUGUUGUUUUUUUCCUCCAAAUUUGAAAUGAGAAACUUUUUUCGGUGUGUUUUUUGCUAAUCGAGCCUCUUGAUGUUUUCGAGCAGUGUUUUGCAUUUGGAUAAUGUUUCAAGUUUUUAUUCAGCAUCUUAAAGGUUACAAUAUAGGCCCUGGCUUAUCUUGCUGUGUCUGUUCAUUGUAAAUAUUUCAUAUCUUGCAUAUUGUGAUGCUACUAAGAGAUGAUAAUUAAAAACUUAGUUCAUUGCUUUAGAUUGUAUUGAUUCUUUAUAGACACAUGCAAUAAAUAAUGAUGUUAUUUAAGAAAA
Larimichthys crocea (large yellow croaker) is the source of this 6249-nucleotide messenger RNA. It is a transcript of the gene irs2b, whose product is annotated as insulin receptor substrate 2b. Lineage: Eukaryota; Metazoa; Chordata; Actinopteri; Sciaenidae. The coding region runs from base 302 to 3676 and encodes 1124 amino acids. Gene Ontology annotation, molecular function: insulin receptor binding; phosphatidylinositol 3-kinase binding. The transcript is spliced from 2 exons. The record is from RefSeq and is a predicted model, not a curated record. Gene Ontology annotation, biological process: insulin receptor signaling pathway. Gene Ontology annotation, cellular component: cytosol; plasma membrane.